Messenger RNA from Glarea lozoyensis ATCC 20868, 2460 nucleotides. Its product is annotated as Metalloproteases (zincins), catalytic. The transcript has a single exon. The record is from RefSeq and is a predicted model, not a curated record. Gene Ontology annotation, cellular component: mitochondrion. Bases 1 to 2460 code for a protein of 819 amino acids. Lineage: Eukaryota; Fungi; Ascomycota; Leotiomycetes; Helotiales; Helotiaceae. Gene Ontology annotation, biological process: peptide metabolic process. Gene Ontology annotation, molecular function: metalloendopeptidase activity.
AUGCGCCCAGCAGUACUUUAUUCCGGUUGUCAAGAUUGGGCACGCUGGGUUACAACAAAUCCACCGCAGAUGUUGAAGCAAACCUCUUCGGUCCCAUGGAUAUGCGCAAGAUGUACUCGUCAACAGCAACCUCUGCGACGCCUUCUUCAUACGUCCAGCUCCCGCCAUGACAACAGCCACCCAGCAGCUGUACGCUCCAAGCAACCGAACACAUUUUCUAGCAUACAAUCGAGCUCAUCAAAACACAAUGACCACGCCCUGCGUCAAAUCUUCGACUCGCCAGCCUUCUGGAGCGAAUUCUCCCAGCAUUCGAGGGCUUCGUACAUGAGACGAAGCCAUGGGCUAUUUCAGAAUAAAUACUUGACUAGUCCUGAAGGAUUCGAGCGAUUUGCACAGUCGAAUCUCCGAAAAGCUAAGAAGAUUGUGGAUCAGGUGCUUCAGGCAAAGAGUAAAGAGGAAUACGGCAAAGUGGUUAAGCAACUCGACAGACUUAGCGACUUGCUAUGUAGAGUCAUUGACCUUUCGGACUUUGUCCGAGCUACCCACCCAGAUCGCCUAAUAGAGGCUGCAGCUGUGAGGGCGCAUUCCAUAAUGUAUGAGUACAUGAAUGUUUUGAAUGCCACAACUGGUCUGGCGGAACAAUUGGAGGUUGCUUUGAGUGAUGAUACUAAGCUGUGGGACGAAGAAGAGAAGAUGGUUGCCGAUAUUCUCCGCCGAGAUUUUGCAAAGUCGGCUAUUGAUCUUCCUCAGAGUAAGAAAGAUCGUUUCGUGGCUUUAUCGCAAGAGAUCAAUCUUGUUGGUUCGCACUUCUCGGAGUCUAUGUCUCCUGCCAAGCAGUAUCUGACUUUCAACAAAAGUCAACUGCAGGGCGCAGAUCCCAUGCUCAUUCAGCAAUAUAGUAAUUGGGGACAGGUUGAUCUACCGACUGUUGGGAUGCCUUCACUCAUGGCUUUACGGACGGUCAAAGACCCCGAAAUCAGAAAGGAGAUAUUCAUGGGAAGUCGUACAGCUUCUCGAUCGACUGUUCGGAUGCUGGAACUAUUACUGAAGAAGCGAUCUGAGCUGGCAAAUUUGGUGGGUUUUGAAAGUUAUCUCCAUAUGGCUCUCGAGGACAAGAUGCUCAAUCACCCCUCUUCGGUGCACAAUUUUCUGUAUCAAGUCUCACAGGAGAACAGAAGCCCAAUGGCCGCUCAGCUCGACCAGCUCAGAGCAGCUAAAGCUCAUGCAGCCGGUACCGCUAACAGCACUGGUUCUCAUAUUGAUCCAUGGGACAAGGAAUAUUAUAUGACUCAGGUACUUCAGUCAACUCGUUCAAAGCAGCGGAGACCGGAUUUCUUAUCCUCCUACCUCUCUCUUGGCACAGUAAUGCAAGGACUCUCAAGAUUGUUCUCAAGGUUAUACGGAGUUCAAUUUGUACCCCAUAAUACAAUGCCAGGAGAGACGUGGAACUCAGAUGUCCGUCGCCUCGACGUGAUCUCGGAGACUGAAGGACUUGUGGCAGUCCUCUACUGUGACUUGUUCGCUCGCGAAGGCAAAUCACCAAACCCCGCCCAUUUCACUCUCCGUUGUUCGCGCUUUAUCAGUGACGAAGAAAUAAAUGAGUCUCGCGAAAGAAUGGAACCGAUCUUCGAAUCCCCAGAAGAGGCAUCUAACGACGGAAUGGCAUACUCUAGCUAUGGUCAAAAAGGAGGUAUCAUGCAACUCCCGACCAUCGCUUUGAUAUGCGACUUUUCCCUUUCCUCAAACCCACGGAAACCAGCACUUCUCAGCUUCGGUGAGGUCACAACUCUAUUCCAUGAGAUGGGCCACGCAAUUCAUUCCAUUCUUGGUCGAACCCGAUUUCAAAAUGUUUCCGGAACAAGGGUUGCCACAGAUUUUGCGGAAUUACCUUCCAUAUUAAUGGAACAUUUUGCUGCUGACAAAGACGUCCUAUCGCUAUUCGCGCGCCAUUACGAAACUGACGAGCCAUUACCCUAUGAGAUGAUCACCGACCAACUAUCUUUUGAAAAGAAGUUCGAGGCUUUUGACGUGGAAAAUCAACUUACUCUCUCUUUUCUCGACCAAGCUGUCCACUCACCCGCUGCAGCGCAGGCUGGUUUUGACAGCACGGCUAUAUAUCACGCUAUGCAAAGCAAAUACUCGCAGUUCGGACCUGAUCCCAGAGGGACUUGCUGGCAGGGAUUCUUCGGCCAUCUAUUCGGAUAUGGAGGAACAUAUUACAGUUACCUCUUUGAUCGUGUGCUUGCCAAGCGAAUUUGGCGCGAUGUCUUCAAAUCGGGAAAAGAACGUGGCGCUGUUACCAGAGAGCAUGGUGAGAGAUUCAAGUCCGAGCUGCUGCAGCAUGGGGGUGGGAAAGAUGCCUGGGAGUGCUUGAAGGGUGCUACAGGCGAUUCAAGGCUAUCUAAAGAUGCUGAUCCGAAAGAAAAGGCGAGUGUUAUUGGGGGAGGUGGCUUAAAAUGA